Molecule: messenger RNA, 1234 nt
Organism: Cryphonectria parasitica EP155
Lineage: Eukaryota; Fungi; Ascomycota; Sordariomycetes; Diaporthales; Cryphonectriaceae
Product: sure-like protein
Exons: 2
Coding region: 189-1112 (307 amino acids)
Molecular function (GO): nucleotidase activity
Source: RefSeq, a predicted model, not a curated record
AGAGGAGAGGAAGGGGAUCUCUUUUUGUCUGUCCGCUCCUUUUUUUUUAUUUUUUAUUUUUAUUUAGACGGUUGACUGUUGCGUUUACUCUCAACUGUCGUGUCACUCCUUGAUCCUUUUGGGACCCCUUCAACCUCCUCCACACACUCCUUUUCCCUCAGUAACACCUCCCAUACCCCAAAGUCGAUAUGGGUCUCCACUCGUUCCUCAAAACAGCAUCUGUUGCUGCGCUGGCAGUCGGUGGCAGCGAGGCGGCCAAAAUUAUCCAGGCCAACGACGACGGUUGGGCAGAACUGUAUCUGCGUUCAUUUCAUUAUGCCUUGAUUGCAGAUGGCCAUGACGCCGUCGUCUCGUCUCCGGCGAGUGACGAGUCUGCCAAGAGCUCACUCAACCUACCUCCCACAGACCGCAUACUGGCAUGUGAAUACGACAGCUGUCCAGCAGGCACCUUGACGCCGACGGGCACCAACGCCAGCGACACACGCCUGAACUGGGUCAACUCGUACCCGGCCACGUCGAUGGAGUACGGCAUCAACGAGUUCGGCCCGGGCAUCUGGGGCAACGGCACUGUGCCCGACCUCGCCGUGUCGGGUCCCAACGUGGGCUCCAACCUCGGCUUCAUCCAGGUCGAGUUCUCGGGCACCGUGGGCGCCGCGUGUUAUGCCGUCGACCAGGGCAUACCUGGCAUUGCCUUCAGCGGCCUCACGACGGGCAACCUGCCCUGGAACACGACGCCUGUGCCCCUGCGGAGCACGCUGUAUGCCGAGCUGGCCCUGAGCGUGACCAACACCAUCCUCGAGGCCGGUGCGCCGUAUUUGCCCGACGGCGUCUUCCUGAACGUCAACAUGGCCGAGGUCGAGGGCAACUGCACGGCUGCCAGUGACUUUGAGUACAUCCUCACGCGCAUCAACACGCCCUCUGCACUUUCGACGGCGGAUAUCGAGACUUGUGGCGACACCUGGCUGCCGACUGAGACCAGUGUUAUGGACACCGGGGGUUGCUACGUGACCAUCAGCGUGGGCACGUGCAGUGACAAGACGGAUGGAAGCGCCACAGAGCAGCAGACUGUUCUUGAUAAGCUGGGCAACCUUGUGACCUGCCUGGCGUCAUGAGUAAUCACCGCUGUGCCCCUCUGGUCCAUGCCAUUGUUCAUAGCGCCGUAAUUUUUAUUCAUAAUGAAAGCUAGCACUGAUGUCUUGACAUACAUAUGAAUCUGCAUGCAUGUAUCUUUUAG